Papilio xuthus (Asian swallowtail) is the source of this 4067-nucleotide messenger RNA. RefSeq lists its product as uncharacterized. Lineage: Eukaryota; Metazoa; Arthropoda; Insecta; Lepidoptera; Papilionidae. Gene Ontology annotation, biological process: protein modification process. The transcript is spliced from 7 exons. Gene Ontology annotation, molecular function: protein-L-isoaspartate (D-aspartate) O-methyltransferase activity. The record is from RefSeq and is a predicted model, not a curated record. Gene Ontology annotation, cellular component: cytoplasm. The coding region runs from base 297 to 2117 and encodes 606 amino acids.
CAAAAAGCAAGUUCACUUUCAUCUUUCAUCUGUGGCUAAAAAAAAACAAUCUGUCUGUUUGGUUUUAUUAAGUGGUUUUGCGUUUCCAUUUUUGUAAACCUUAUUAAAAGUUCACAUAAACAUAUAUAAGUGAUAAAUGUGCAUAUAAUUCCUAGGACAUAAUUUGCCACAUUCUACUGAGACCCAUUUUGAAUAGGAUGGGCAUUAAAAUAUGUGGAAAAACAACUGUGACGUCACGUACUCUCAGCUGAAGACUAGGUCUUUUUAACGUUAACUUGUAGUGAUAAAAUAGCAAUAUGGGUGGUGCCGUGAGCUCGGGACGUAAUAACAAUGAGUUGGUGGACAAUCUGAUGGAAGCGAGUUACAUCCGGACACCAGAAGUGGAACGCGUGUUCAGAGCUGUUGAUAGAGGAAAUUAUAUGCUUCCUGGUGAUAGAGACAGGGCUUAUAGGGAUAUUGCUUGGCGAAAUGGAUUUUUACAUUUGUCUUCGCCCUGUAUAUACAGUGAAGUUAUGGAGGGACUGGAAUUUAAAGCCGGACAGUCAUUCCUGAACAUUGGUUCUGGCACCGGGUACCUGAGCACCAUGGUUGGGCUGGUGCUAGGUUCCGGAGGCAUCAGCCACGGGGUCGAAAUAUAUCCCAAGGUUCUGGACUAUGCAGUCAUGAUGCAAAAAAGAUUCAUUGAAAGAUCAUCUUCUUUAGAUGAUUUUGACUUCUGUGAACCAAAAUUUUUCCAUGGCAAUGGGCUGUGCCUGGCCCCGCUGCCCGCCGCAUAUGAUCGCGUCUACUGCGGUGCCGCCUGCCCCGAAGAGUAUGCCCUCUACUUGAAGCAGCUCAUAAGGAUCGGGGGCAUCCUGGUGAUGCCGCUGAACGAUACGCUGGUGCAAGUGCGGCGGCUGGGCGCUCGCGAGUGGGCCACCCGCAGCCUGCUCAACGUCUCCUUCGCGCCGCUGCAGCUGCCCAACGAGGACGACGCCGCCCACGCCCGACAGACGGUCACGCUAGAAGAGCAGGCGCCGCCCGCGCUGCAGGUACUGUCGCGCGGCGCUAUCCGGCGCGCGCUGCACCGCGGCGUGCUGAGCCGCCACCCCGAGCUGCGCGAGGAGGUGCGCAUGCCGCCGCUCCGCCGCCCGCGCAUCGCCCGACACGCACGCCGCUGCCCGCGACGCUUAUGCAUACCUAUUCGCGAGGAUCGCGUGCAUAACUUUAACGCGCUUCACGACCUGGGACGCGAGGAUGGCGCCAACGAAAUGAACGCCCUGCUCAGUCUCGUGCUCAGCAUGGGCGAGAACCGGGUGGCCGGCGCGCUGCGCUUCGACCCCGUCUCCGACAACUCGAACUCCGCCUCCUCCACCGACGACAGCACCGAGUCGGAGUCGGAGUGGGAGCCCGCCGCCGAAAACUCUCGCGCCCCGCAAAAUAGAAUACGGGUAGGCUCUCGGAAUUCCAUCGGGAACGCGGGAGCGCCGAGGGGGCGACGGGACGCCUCGUCCCAGUUCCCCGUAGACGUAGAGUUUUACGACGACGUGGCGGAUGUAGGCGAGACCCCGCCUACGCCGCCGCCCCGUCCCGCCGCCCGCCAAACGCCCGCCGACGUCGACCUCCACUUGGAGGACGCGGAGCAUCAGCGAGGCCUGUCCGCCUCCGACAUGAAGUGGGAGGAAUCGCGCACGGCGAGUCGCCGCGAGCCUUCCAGCGACGAUGACACCGAGUCCGCCUCCAAGGGCUCCGAGGAGAAGCGACAGAAGCUGGACAGCGGCAUCGGCGAGGGCAACUCCCCCUCCAGCUCCUCGCAGGGGAAAACCGAGCGCAGCGCCGCCUCCGACACCGGGGAGGCCUCCGACGACACCGAGCCUCCGCUCGCAGACGGUCGUCGCCGUCAGAAGCGGCUGCGCACGCUGGCGCCCUCAUCCUCCACGGAGGAGGAGUCCUCGGAGUUUGAGGGCGAGCUGCGGCGGCGGGCGGCGCGCAGAGCGGGCGGAGUGGCCGCAGAGGGCGCGGCGAGCGAUGUGCGCCGCCACCGCCGCGCUCGUCUGCUGCGCCACGCCAUCAACAACCUGCCGCUGCCACAGCAGCUCAAGAUCUACGUCAACUGGGGCCGCGCUCUGCCCGUCUAGACUGCCCGCCCCCACCGCCGCCCCCCACUCGCCCACAACACGCCCACAACACGCCCCCAACACGCCCCAACACACCCCACUCGCCGAGUCACAAACAUCUGUACGAUGAAAAACUUAGUUCUAGAAAGCAAAAAAUAAUAGAAAAGAAAGUGCAUAAACAUUGUAGACCACAGUGUGGGUACUAAAAACUAUAACAUCUAGUUGUAUUAUAACAUUGGAAUAUGUUCUCAAACACGUCAUAUCAUCAAUGGCGAGCCGAAAAACAAUGGAACCGGACCCUGAAGUAACUGUAAUUUGCAAUGUAUCAUAAGAUUGGCCGCUACGACAAACUCAAAGUUACCUAUUCCGCUAUUAUUAGGAACUGUAGCCAUGACAAAUAAUAACUAAAUAAACCAGUACUUUGAAUUAAAACUGUAAUAACGCAAUUUGCGUGCAGGGAUCACCAACAAUAUAGCAAGACUAAGGCGUGAGGUAAUUAAAAACCAUAAUAUGUAAAUUUUAAUGAUGCUUUUAUAGAAUUUAACUGCCAUACGUAGGAUGUUAGAGUUAGCAAAUAAAAUAUUUAAGAAAUCAUGGAAGUGAGCUUUUCGAGAAAUGUUCAUAGAUACCAAAUGGAAUUGUACCAUCUCUGCCUACCCCUCUGAGUCAACUUUGUGAGGUUAUGUUACAGAGUUGCAAAAUAAUAAUGUAAGCUAAAAUUUUAAAAGAAAAGAUAUAAUAUUAUAUAGUGUAAAAAGGUUUGUUGCACCUGACUAACAUUCAUUAGUUUGCAUUGAUAUCACUCUCAGCAAAUAUUAAACUUGAUCAAAUAUUAUUAUCAAUUAAUUCUGAAAGUUAUAUUAAAUGUAAAUAUUAUCUAUAAAUAUAUAAAAUGUUUAAGGUUUGUUACGAUUUAUUAUAUUUGAUAUAGCGAAGAGGAAUCAAUAAUAUAGAUAUGAAAAGUUUUAAGACAUUAUUGUUUCAUUAUUGAGUCAAUAAAGUGAGACAAGAGUACAGUACAGCAGCCGAAUGUGCCUGUUUUAAAGCAAUAAUUAUGUCUUUUUAUUAUUUUACUUACCAAAUAGAUGUAUUUACCUUAUAAAUUUAGAUUAGUCACAAAAAGAACAGAAGAUGAAGGUCCCCGUAACUGAAGAGUAUGUAUGGAUGUGAAGAGACAGAGGUGUGCCAGCUUUGUGGUGAAUUGGUAAUCUCUGGCUAUGUUUGCAGUACGGGUUUGAAUAUGUUUAAAUGGUUGAUAUAGAUAUUAAAUAGUUAGUGUGGGUAUCCACUGCCCGAAUACCUGUUAUAAAUUAUAUUGAAUGAGUGGAAAGAUAUUUUUGUAUGAGUGUUUGAGCAGUGUAAAUCUACGGUUAUUUAGUUAGAUAUUGCUAAUGUUUGUCCGGCAGACAGCAUAGCGAUUGAAAAGGUUACUUUUAGUAAGACUGAUUGUCUCUAUUGUUUUAAUAUCGUAGAGUUUAUAAAUUUCUUUUCUUGUUUCAUAUGUAAGGCCAUAAAAUGUAGAGUGGAAUUGUGUAAUUUUUUUUUUUUUGGAAUAUUGAUAAAAACAUGAAUUUUCUUAAACCAUUUUAAAAAUAUUUUUUGAUUUGUUUCGGACAAUAUUUUGGAACACAUGGAUUUUGUUCUGCGAACUGAUGAAUGAAUUAUAUUGUGACAGUUUUAUUGUAUGUUUACAGAUUACAGUUAAAAUUAUUUGUGUUGUUAAGCAAUUUUAUGCAAAUGUAUAAGAUUUACCACUAAAUAUGUCUGUGAACAGACAAGAAUUGGUGCUGUGCAGGACUUUGUAAGUGUUAGCGCGAAACAUAGUCAGGGUGUACUUCAAGAUGUUAAGGACCCAUCCCCUCCCCUUUUUUAUCUUAUUAUAUUGUAAUCAUUACACGUUCCGUUAUUCCUGUAAAUAUUAUAAAAUGUAAUUUGUUUUGUUGCUAAUAAAUAUCCAACUUUAUUAUGGAA